AUGGAUUCUGGUGGCUUCAGUUUACGAAAAACCAAGCUCCCAGAAAAUAAAUUGUGCCUAAUAAAUCCACAGUCCAGAUUUGCGUUGAAAUACUCCACAGCCGCAGUAGAAAGAAAGCGAUUUUAUCAACACGUCAGCAUAUCUCAAGGUGAAGGUGGUGUAUUUGAAAUAAACCUAGACAGAAGGAAACUGAAAACUCCUGGAGGGAAACUUUUCACAGUGCCAAAUGAAGCCCUCGCUAUUGCCGUGGCAACCGAGUGGGAUGCUCAAAGGGACACACUCAAGUUUUACACUAUGCAUCUGACCACACUGUGCAACACAGCUCUGGACAAUCCCACCCAACGUAACAAAGACCAGAUGAUCAAUGCUGCUCUGAAGUUCCUGGAGACUGACACUGUCUGUUACAGGGUCGACGAGCCCCAUGCUUUGGUUGAGCUACAGAAGAAUGAGUGGGACCCUGUGCUGCACUGGAUUGAAAACAGAUAUAACGUUACUAUUGGCUCCUCGUCCAGUAUUUUGGGCCCCGAGAUCCCAGAGGCAACCAAAGACACAUUCAGGCAGCACCUGAAUUCUUACAACUUCUGGUCUCUGACAGGGCUUGAGUUUGUGAUCACCCAGCUGAAGUCUGUUGUGCUGUCGUUGGGGAUGAUUGACAGACAUCUGAGUGUGGAACAGGCUGUACUGCUUUCCAGACUGGAGGAGGAAUUCCAGAUCCGGCACUGGGGAAAUGUAGAGUGGGCCCAUGUCUAUGACAUGUAUGAUCUGAGGGCACGGACCGCUGCUGGAACUCUUUUUGUUCACCUCUCAUCUGAGAAUUCCACUGUCAAACACAAACUUCUGCAGGACUGAGAAGAAUAAGGAACUCAAAUCAGCUAGAAUAUAUACAGAGAGCACAAAGUUAAUCUGCCCUCAAACCCCUAACCAUCUUACUUUAUCAGUGCUUCUACAUUACAUUCAUGCAGUCACACACAACAUAUCCUGUUUGCUCUAUUUGGCAGUGACAGCUGCUCUGUCUAUGAUCUGUUAUAGAGUCGUCUCACUCCAACAGUGACUGUUGGUUUGCAGUGUUUGUGUGUCAGCUGCCAAGUGUGACACCCUGCCCAGUCAGUUUCCAGUCAGUUCUCAGACACCUGUGACAUUUUGGACAUUGUGAAUGGUAUCACCAGAAUGGUGACUAGUUUGGUGUUGGAAUGUAAAUUCCAGGAAUUCUUUGUCUGGUAAUGUUUGAAUGCUAGGAAUUGUGUAUGCUAUUUUAACAGCAGAGUGCUCACACUGAUUGUAGUGUUUGAAGGCAUACCACAUGUGAAAAAUUGUCUCUUGCAGUAGUGAAAUGUUUAAAUAAAAUUAUCUCUGUAAUUUUU
Messenger RNA from Monopterus albus (swamp eel), 1361 nucleotides. RefSeq names its product ATP synthase mitochondrial F1 complex assembly factor 2 (gene atpaf2). The record is from RefSeq and is a predicted model, not a curated record. Lineage: Eukaryota; Metazoa; Chordata; Actinopteri; Synbranchiformes; Synbranchidae. Bases 1 to 849 code for a protein of 282 amino acids. Gene Ontology annotation, cellular component: mitochondrion. Gene Ontology annotation, biological process: mitochondrial proton-transporting ATP synthase complex assembly. The transcript has 10 exons.